Messenger RNA from Brassica napus (rape), 2999 nucleotides. RefSeq names its product protein indeterminate-domain 6, chloroplastic-like. Gene Ontology annotation, cellular component: nucleus. The record is from RefSeq and is a predicted model, not a curated record. Lineage: Eukaryota; Viridiplantae; Streptophyta; Magnoliopsida; Brassicales; Brassicaceae. The coding region runs from base 913 to 2259 and encodes 448 amino acids. The transcript has 4 exons. Gene Ontology annotation, molecular function: DNA-binding transcription factor activity.
AAUUAUAUUUAUUAGAACCCUAAACUCCACAUUCCAAAAACCCUACCCUACCUCUUAACUCUAAACCUUAAAUCUAAAUAAGUUAACCAUAGGGUUAUAAAUGUUUUUUUCCUCUGAGGGUAAAAGUGGUUUAGAUAAAAUUUAGUUAUGUCAAUUAAACCAUUUGUACAUUAUUUAAAAUAUAUGACUCACCUUUUUAAUCAUCUUUAACAAAUUAUAUCAAAUCAUACAUUUUGAAUAGUUAAAGUAUGACACUAAAUAUUAUGAUUGAACAAAAUUUGUAAUAUUUUCUUCUUAAAAGUAUAACCUUCAAGGUAGGAAAAAGUAUAAGAAAUAGUGAAUGUUUUAGUUGUUUAAAAGAAAAGAGAUACGAUUUAAAUGAAGUGAAUUUUUUUUUAAAAAUAUACAAUAAACUUCUUUUUAAAUGGUUUAAAAUUCUAAUUAACCAAAUAUUCUAAACUAUAUUAUUUCAAAAACAAUGAUUUUAAUUUUUUUGAUAAUAUACUUCUAUGAAAAUUAAGUGAAUUUCAUAUGAUUUUAUAAUAAAUAAAACAAAAAUAUAUUUUAUUUCUUAUUUUAUGACCAAAACGUUAAAUACGUAAAUUUAAAAUAAUUUUAAGAUAAUAAUAUUUUAUUAUGUCAUAUAUUUACGAUAGCUAAUUAAUGAUAGUCAAAAUUACAAUGGAUAAGUUUGAACAGUGAUUUCAAUAUCUACAACUAAUUUUCAAUAAAUAAUUACCGAACGGUUACAGAGUUGAACCGUAUUAAAAAAUAAUUAAUGUAUUUAAAAGUCAAUUUAGGAAAAGGUGAAAUGGACUAUGGCUUAUAUAUUGCAAGACUCACUUCUAAUUAUUAAAGAGCAGAGCAACAGAGAAAGAGAGAGAUAGGAUUGUUUGAGCAAACCGUGAGAAGAUGUCUUCAUCGUACAACAACACAAUUUCAUCAUCCUCCACUCAGGCUUUCCCCCUCUUAGCCAUCGGAACAAACAACUUUAACCGUGAAGAGACGGCGGUGACAAUGAAUCAACGGCCCAACUCCGUUUCUCCACCACCCAGGAGACUAAGAAACAAACCAGGAAACCCAAGUCCAGAUGCUGAAGUGAUAGCCUUGUCUCCAGAGGAGAUAAUGGUGACGAACAGGUUCCAAUGUGAAGUAUGCAAAAAAGGAUUUCAAAGAGAACAGAAUCUCCGGCUUCACAGGAGAGGACACAACCUUCCAUUUAACCUGAAACAAAAGUCUGACGAAGAAGUAAGGAGGAAGGUGUAUGUUUGUCCGGAGCCCACGUGCGUCUACCAUGAUCCGUCACGUGCUCUCGGAGACCUCACAGGAAUCAAGAAGCAUUAUUACCGGAAGCACGGUGAGAAGAAGUUUAAAUGCGAGAAAUGCGAUAAGUGUUACGCUGUUGAAUCUGAUUGCAAAGCCCACUCUAAGAUUUGUGGUACCAAAGAGUAUCGAUGUGUUUGUGAUACCAAAUUCUCUAGAAGAGACAGUUACGACACGCAUAGGGCAUUCUGUGAUGCGUUAGCACAAGAGUCAGCAGGAAACCCUAACUUGAGCUUCACGGAAAUGCUAGCAGCCGCUGGUGGAAAUGAUGGCAGUAGCAGACAUGGCUUUUACGACGGUGCUUCUUCUGCCGUCUCUCACAACCAUUUUGGUAACAACUCAAACACUGGUUUUGCCCCUCUAGCUCCAGGUCACAAUCUGAACCGUUCAUCGUCCCAAAAGUUUGAAGACAUUUUUCCUCAGACCACAAACCCUAACCAUGUUCCUACUAAUUUCCCCAUGCAAUACCCUUCGAACCAAGGACUGUUGGCACGGAACGACCAGAAUCUCAUGAACCAGCACGGUCUGAUCAACAGCAACAACAACAAUAACAACUUGUUCAAUCCCGGAUACUUUCAAGCCAACACUCAGAACCUCUCUGAUCAGACAGGUGCUCCUCCUCUUUUCAACCAUGCUGACAACAACGUUCCUCCUGCUCUGCUUAGAGGGUCAAGUGUGGCCGCUAAUAACUUUGGAGGCAAUGGUAAUGUAAACUUUCAAGGUCAAAUGAACUCUCUAGCUGCGACAAGUGAUCAUCAAGGCAGGCCCGGUAGCAGCAUUUUCGACCAUCGUUUCGGAAACAAUCUAAGCAUGGGAGGCCCUGAUAGGCGGACUUUGGACUUUCUUGGCGUUAAUGGUCGUGGUGGCCAUAAUGAACCUCCUUUGGACCUUGACAUCAACUUUUCAGAUCCAAAUAAUCCAUUCGGAAAUGUUUGAGAGGAUCGUACACCUCCUAUGUUCUUGAUGGGUUCCUUGGAGAUUUUAUUUUAAGCCUAUUUAACUAUAUAUAAGUUAAAAAAAAAUCUAUAAGUAAAUAAAAAAAACUAUAUAUAAGUAUUUCUUUAAGUUGUUAUUAAUGAUGUAAUGGGAAUCUCGAACCAGAAUUCAUUAAUUAUAUAUUUUUAUUGGAAAGUAACUAUAUUAAUUGGUUUUCUUAAGAUAUAAAUUUUAAUAUAAUUUUAUGACUGCAAUAUCCCCUAAUAUAUUAAAAGGAGAAAUUUUUUUAAUAAGUAACCUUAAAUCUUAAAUGUGUAAAAUAUUCACAAAAUGGUGUUAUGCUGAUUUGUCAAUAUAUGAGGGCUUCUCACAUCUUCAAUUUAAAAGACGCUUCUCUUACUAAAGUAUUUGCAUAAUAUGCCAUUGUACAUCAUUAAAAUAAUAUCCUUUAUUAUAAGCAUUGUUAACAUAUAAUAUAAAGGUUAAGUUAUAAUCGUAUAGCUGUUAUAAACACGUUGUUGUAAAAAAAAACUGUUAUAAACACGUUACUAAAAAAAUAUUAUUGCUGGCUCACGUAAAUCCUUACUAAUAAAAAGGACUUUUUGAGGCUCCAUAGAGUAUCCACAUCAGAGAAAAAAAUUCUUCCGAAAUAUGACACGUGGCAUUAUUAUUUAAAAAAUAGAAAAUAAAUAAUAAGUAAAUUUGCAAUAUAAGAAAAAAUAAAUUAUUACUAAUAAAAG